Molecule: messenger RNA, 1447 nt
Organism: Meloidogyne enterolobii
Lineage: Eukaryota; Metazoa; Nematoda; Chromadorea; Rhabditida; Meloidogynidae
Source: the annotation of a GenBank genome assembly
AUGAAUAUUGUUGAAGAUUAUGUUGCUGUCGUUUUUGCUGGAGGGAGAGGUAAUCGAAUGUUGUCUAUUACUGAACAUAUUCCUAAACAUUUGUUGCCAAUAAUUAAUAUUCCAUUAUUUUGGUUCCCUCUCAAUUUGCUUCAAAGAAAUGGAUUUAGAGAAUGCCUUCUAAUCGUACCAAAAACAAAAACUGAUUCUAUAAAUAAAUUACUUUCUGAUGGAAGUUUACCAAGUCUUGAUCAACUUAAAGUCACAAUUUUAUCUUUUGAUGAUGAAGAAGAAGGAGCUGAAGAAUUUGGCACAGCUGAUGUUCUUUUACAAAAUUUGGAUAAAUUGAAGAAAAACGUUUUAAUUGUAAGCGGAGAUUUAAUUACCGAUUUGACAUUGGAAGGAAUGCUUAAAUUUCAUGAAAAAGAAAAUUCAGUUUUAACAUGUUUUUUAACUGAUUCUCCACUUUCUGGUGCUAUACCUGGAACUAAUGAAAGGCCUAAAAAAUAUAGAGAUUUUGUUAUGUUUUCUCCAGAAAAUAAUCAAUUACUUUAUCUUAUUGAUGAGGAUGAUUUUGGUGAUGACGAGAAAUUUCCUGCUUCUCUUUUUAAAAGCUCUCCACAUAUCCAAUCAUGUGCCAAAUAUAAAGAUGUACAUUUAUAUGCCAUUAAAAGAGAUGCUUUAAAUGCUCUGAAAAAUUCAAAAUUCUCAUUUUCUUCAUUAAAGGCUGAUUUUAUUUCAAAUUUAAUUUAUGGACAAUUUUCUAAAUCAAAAAGACGUUCACUUGGAUUUGAUGAACUACAAAAAUAUAAAUGUUUUGCUUAUUUUAGUAAUUCAAAUGAUUGUUCUUUUUUGGCUCAAUGUAAUAAUUUGGGGGCUUAUUUUGAGGCAAAUAAAAUUGUUGGUUUUGUUUUUGAAUAUAUUUUAGGAAUUUAAAAAGAUUUUUUGGGAGUUACUUUGUUGCAAAUGUUAAAGACAUUUAUUAGCAAGUGUGGGUGUUGACUCUGGACCAAGUCCUGGGUUUUUCCUGUACCCAGAGUCCGGGCGCAGGCAUUUUUUGACCUUCCUGGACUACAGGCCCAGGUCAAUAAAUAAAACCCAAAGUCCAGGAACAGGCCCAGGCUUUUCAAAAAUCUGGAUCUCUAUGUAGUAGAUUCGAAUUAAAAUUUGAGAAUUAAAAAAAGUUAUUCUACAAAUAAUUUUGUAUUUCCCUCCCUUAACAAAUUUUCUCUUUUAUAUUAGAUUAAAAAAUUCCUGCCAAAACUCUGUGACAAUUUGGAUUCAAAAUUUUUGGGAAAACAAACAAAUCAAAAUCAAUCAGAAAGUUGGAUUGCAGAAAAUACUCAAAUUGGCACAAAAUUUCAAUUAAAACGUUCUGUAAUAAGUGAAGGAUGUAUUAUUGGAAAUAAUGUAAAAAUAGAUAAUUGUUUAGUUUUAUCUAAUGUUAAAAUACUUGAUG